CACUUCCAAACUUCCGGUUUGUAAUUUCAACAGGAUUAAUUAAGUCAUGGAGGAUUUAAGGAUUUGUUAACACUUUAUUCUAAUAUACAUUUAGUAAAACACUAUUGAAAAUAUCACUGACAAUGAAUGCAAAGUAUAGUCGUCUACCGAGUUCUGAUCCUUUGGAAGAAGUUAAACUUGAUUUUGGAUCUGCGUUUUCUUACAGUAAUAAUCAAAUGUCUGACAACUAUGGUCUGGCACCAACAGGAGAAUAUAAAUCAGCAUUUACCUAUAAAGAUUGGACACCACAAAAUAAAACUGAUAUUAGAUAUGUAAAAGUAAAACCAAGUUGUUUUUCUCAGACAUGUCAUUGGAUAUUAACUGGCCUGGCGAUAAUCCUUGUCAUAUUAACCUGUCCUGUGUCAUUAUGGUUUUGUAUCAAGAAAGUAUCACAUUAUGAAAGAAUUGUUAUUUUUAGACUUGGAAGGAUGCGUCCUGUGAAACAACAAGGUAUAGUGUUUAUUUUACCAUGUGUAGACAAAAUAGAAAGAGUAGAUUUACGCAUCAAAGCCUUUAAUGUUCCACCACAGCAUCUAAUAACCCAUGACAGAGGACUAAUAGAAGUUGGAGCAGAUAUUUAUUACAAGAUAACAUCAGUGGAGAGAUACAUUACUGGUAUACAAGACAUGAAUCAUUCACUCAGGAUACUUGUUCAAUCGUCACUGAAAAAUAAUUUUGUUCAGAAAACACUGCAUGACAUUGAAACUGAUAAAUUAGGUAUUACUGGUGAAAUUUUGGAAGGAAGCAAUAAAACUUGUAAAAACUGGGGAGUUGUUAUUCAUGAGGUCAGAAUAUCACCUAUUAAAGUAUUAAAGAGGCCAGAAAACAAUUCAGGAAUGCCUGCUGGUCUUCCACAAACUUUCCAACAGCUAGCCUCAGCAUUUCUUCAGGCUUCAGCCAGUGGAGAUGCAACAAAUGGGCCAUUACCCAUAAUUCCAGAGGCUGUGACAGUACUUCCUGACAGUGGGGCAGCUGGGGUUGAUGAUGCUUUACUCCACAAUAUCCCCACCCCCAGAGAAUUUAUAGGACUCAUCAAAACCGUGCUAUCAGAAUCUAUGGUCAGAAGUGUAGGCUCUGUAUAUAUGUUCCAGCUCAGUGGCCAGGAUGGUGGUGUCUUUUAUUUAGAUUUGAAAAAUGGUGAAGGAGAUGCUGGAGAAGGUCUUCCACCUAACGGGGAACCAGACACUACUCUAACAUUAACAGUACCAGAUAUGCAGAGCAUGUUCAUUGGACAAUUAAAACCAUUGCAGGCAUACAUGAGUGGCCGUCUCAAAGUGGCAGGAGAUCUUUCUGCUGCAACACAGUUAGGAGAUGUUAUCAAAACUGUGAUGAAAAAAGUAAAAGAAGAUAGAAAAGAUACUUUUAUAGUUUAAUGACGGGGAGAUAUUGUUUAUCUGUGAUACCAUGACAAUCAACAUAGCAAUGAUGAACCUCAGACACUUGGUUCAAUAUAUAAUGAGGGCAAACCAUUUGUGUGAGGAUUGAGUUCGAUCCUGAUUUCUAUACCAGAAAAUAAUAAGAGUUGUAUAACUUGUCUGAACCAAAGUAUCUAUUGUGAACUAAUACCAUCACUUGGCAUUGGUUUUCUUUCAUCAAUUGUCUGUAAUAAACAAACUUAAAAUAUCAUUUUACAAACCAUUCGGCCAAUUGUAACCUCAUCUGAAGGGUUCUGCUUUAAGAGUAUGUCCUACAAGGCCACUGUUACUACAAAUAGAAUAUAUGUGGCAGGUAUGAAAUCAACUAAAUCCUAUUAGAAAUUCUCAAACUACUUUAAAAUACUUCCAAAUUUGGAGCCAUAGUACAUUUAUGAGCUCCAUUCUACUUACUUUCUUCCAAAAAUAGUAAAAUUUUUCUAACCUUUCAAAAAUAAUUUGAUUUAUUAAGAAAAAAAAAAAGAAGAGUAGGAUGACUCUAUAUUUUGUUAUUUCCCUGUUUCAUCAUCAACAAUUAAUAAUUGAAAUAUUUUUUACCUAAAAGGCCAUGUUUAUAUACAGUUUUGGAUAAAACUAUAUAUUAUUAGUCUUAUGCAAGCAGAUAUUUGACUCACAUCUCUGUGUAUAAGACAUCUUGUGGCAAAAUGUCUUAUUAAUUAAUUACUCAUACCUUUUACAAAUGUUCAAAAUGUGUAAAUAUCAAGAUAAGGUAGUUUUGGUAGUUAUUGAUGUUCUCCUGUAAUGCAAUAAGUUUGAAUGUCUAAAGUAAGGACAAUAUUCAAUUAUAUUCCAACACUAAUACCUGACAGACUAUUGUCUGGUUAAACUUGAAGUUUAUAAUAUUUUUAUUUUAUAUAUUUCCAAUAUUUAAUGUUUUUGGGAAUGUUUUUGCAGAUUUUGGGCUGAUAUAUGUUAUGAAAUGAUAUUUUUGUGAUUAUAGAUAAUUAAUAACAGUAUAUAAACUUUCUGUUAAUUACUUUAAUAGUGUACCUAUGUUUGAGCUUGAUAUGGCCAUUUGCCUCAUUAUUCCACAUGGUCUCCAGAUGCACUAGUUGACAUUUGUUCAAGUUUCAAAAUAAAACCAUGAAUCUUAUGUGAUCGUUAUGUACCGGUACUUUAAACUGUAGUUCUAUAAAUUGUACUGUAUACAAAUAAAUUUCUAUUGUUAAUGGAUUGUUUUGCACAAUUUAUAUUUGUUUGUGGUUUAAUAUUGCAUUGUGAUAUAUAUAUAUUUUGGUCUGUAUGUAGUUUUGAAAGUAAUUUACUGUAUGCAAUGUUAAUAUUUCUUAUCUUUCUUUACAUCUUUUUGAAGGAUGUUAGCUGUUACCAUUUCCAACAUUUCUUAUUAUUUUGUAACCUCCCCCCCCCCCCCUCAGUUUAUAACUAAUGCAUUUAUUGUCUUACUUUUUGAAAAAAAAUCUGACAUGGACAAAAAUGCUAACAAUGUCAAGAUCUUCAUAUUUCCACCAAAAUUAUAAAAUACUCAUUAUACUAGUUAACGUUAUUGCCCUUAAAUUAAAGAUGAAUUUUGACAAAUUUAUGAGUUUUUCCCCUAUUAUCUUGAAAAAUCUCAUUAUAGGAGUAAUUGCCCUUAAAGGCGGAUUUUUCUUUCUUAUUUUCUAGGUUUUGCCUAUGAUCUCAAAAAAUUAUAAUAGAUAGGUAGAAAUGAUAAUUUUUUAACAAAUAUUCCUGUUAUUACCAAUUGUUUUAAUUUUUUAACAGGUGAGUGAUUCAGGCUCUUUGGAGCCUUCUUUCCUGUUCUGUUACUACAUAUUUAACAACAUCACAAUUUCAAAAUAAUUGCCCUGAUUGAUGUUAUAAAACUUUCUGAAAAAGUUAAACACCACAAAUGAUGCAUUUUCCCACUCUGAAAUGCCAAUAUUGGUCACUGCAGCUCAUUCAAUUAUGAAAAAGUUAAGAGUUCAUGAAAUAUUAUACAUUAUCUGUCUAAGCAAUGCAAACUAUUCUGUUCAUAAAUCAUUGUUAAAUUAAUUUCCUGGCUCUUAUCUUAAACACACAAAACAUAUUUUUUCGGCUCUUUCAAACUGACUGAAAAGACGGACUAUUUCAUACCCCAAGCACACCUGUCAUCUGUACUAUUUCUUAAAAAAAAUCUAGCUUAAAACAAUGUUGAAUAGUUGAUGAUAAAAUACUAAUUUAUUGAACUUUCUCAAUUUUUAGGAUUGUUUCAUUAUGUAGUUCUCAUUUUUUUUUUUUUAUUUAUACAAUUUUUGUUGAAACAAUAAUGUUGUUUUACUGUGCCAUAUAAAAAUAAACCCAAAAAACUGUUGUCUGUCUAAAUAAAAGCCUAUUUUAAGUGAUUGAUUUUCUCUGUUUCAAACACUUUUGGACUGUCAGAUCAACUUGUCUUUUUCUUGCAGGCAAAUCCCUUUUUAUUAUCUUGUAGGAUGUUUUUAGUCUUUUUUAAGUUAUUUAAUGUUUUUUAUUUUUUUAUUUUUUAAUAAAUAAAAUUUAUUUUUCAUUGUA
Molecule: messenger RNA, 3959 nt
Organism: Mytilus californianus (California mussel)
Lineage: Eukaryota; Metazoa; Mollusca; Bivalvia; Mytilida; Mytilidae
Product: stomatin-like protein 1
Exons: 10
Coding region: 123-1412 (429 amino acids)
Cellular component (GO): plasma membrane
Source: RefSeq, a predicted model, not a curated record